UCAUGAAUUUGUAAGAAGAAGAUAUUGAACAAUGUUAGCGAGCUUUCAAUGAUUUGGAUGAUGUAAAUUUAAAUAAUCUAUUAUCUAAUUUAGAGAGGAGAAGGUGAAAUAAUGGCUGAUGAUUUGGAACUUGCUUUAGAAAUGGUAGGUUUAAAGUAGAAACCACACAAGGUUCAUAAAUUAAUUAGUGAAAUUGAUGAUGGAAAUAGAGGUCGCAUCAAAUUUAAAGAAUUUUUGACUUUAUUUGCCAAACUUAAAUAUGCUGGUUUAUAAGAUGAUGAUUAAGAUAUGAUUGAUGCAUUUGUAGCAAUGGGUGGAAAUGAAGAUACUACUGGAAAUGUAGAUGCUGAAAAGUUAAUAAGGAUUAUUAAGAAUGAAUUCGAAUUAACGAUUGAUAUUGAAGGAUUAAUCAAAGAAGUAGAUACAGAUGGAUCAGGAGUAAUUGAAUUUGGUGAGUUUAAAGAAUUAUUAAAGACUAAUUAUUUAUAAGAUGAUGAAAAUGACGUACCUUGA
Molecule: messenger RNA, 513 nt
Organism: Paramecium pentaurelia
Lineage: Eukaryota; Ciliophora; Oligohymenophorea; Peniculida; Parameciidae
Source: the annotation of a GenBank genome assembly